UUUGGACCUCGCUCGCCGCUUCGUCCUCGUCUGGUCCGAAGUUAUCCACACAUGGCAGUGGCAGUGGCAGUUGCAGUUGCUCAACGGAACCUCGCUCGCUGGCCUCCGGCGGUCGCAUCGACCGCCGCUCCUCGUCCUCGGACCUUCCCGUUUUCUGCUAAUACCAUCAGAUUCUCCGCCAAUUUUAUCGUUCCGAUCGUUUAUCCGCCGCUUUUCGCCGAGCCCCGCCCUGUUCUCCGGCUUGCGAGGGCCGUCGGAGGAUUCGAUCAGGUAGGCGGUAGUGGAAACCAAAGCUCCGAGGAUUCAGUUUCUCAGAAGGCAUCUACCUGGGCAGAGCCGUUGUUGGACUUUGUGGCAACCAAUUUCCUUCCUCUAGCUCUUCUUUCUGGGAUAGCUCUAGGACUUGUAAAUCCAACUCCUGGUUGUCUCGCCCACAAACUCUCUUUGUCAAGAUUUAGUACCUGUGGGAUAUUCUUUAUCUCAGGGAUCAUGUUGCACAGUAGAGAGCUUGGUGCAGCUGUAGAAGCUUGGCCUGCAGGUCUUUUUGGGCUUGGUUCAAUUUUGCUGAUAACUCCUUUUUUCUCAAGGCUUGUUCUACAAAUUCAGCUCACACCUCAUGAACUAAUCACUGGAUUGGCUGCCUUUUGCUGCAUGCCAACAACCUUGUCAAGUGGAGUUGCAUUAACACAACUUGUUGGUGGUAAUUCUGCUCUUGCUCUUGCAAUGACAGUGCUCUCUAACUUGCUAGGCAUUCUUAUUGUUCCAUUUUCACUUUCAAAAUUGAUAGGAGCAGGAGCUGGGAUAUCCGUGCCUACUGCACAAUUAUUUAAAAGCCUUAUUAUGAUGCUCUUAGUUCCUCUUGUUAUAGGGAAGGUCAUUCGUGAUUCAUCAAAAAGUGUGGCAGAAUAUGUAGAUCGAAAUCGGCGGUCUUUCUCAAUGAUUAGCGCAAUACUUCUUGGUCUAGUGCCAUGGAUGCAAGUGAGCAGAUCAAGAUCUUUGCUCUUAACAGUUAAGCCAGCAAUUUUUGCUAUUGCAGUUGGCAUGGGAAUUCUCCUACAUUUCGUUCUGUUGGCAUUCAACACCAUUGCAGUGCGAAGUCUCUCAGUAGUCUCUGGCGGUGACCAAUCAGUUUUCUCAAAGAAAGAAAAUUUACGAGCUGUCAUAAUAGUUGCUAGUCAGAAAACUCUGCCUGUUUUGGUAGCUGUUGUCGAGCAGCUUCAGGGAGCACUUGGUGAGGCUGGAUUGUUGGUCCUUCCCUGUGUUGCCUUACACAUUAACCAGAUCAUCAUUGAUUCUUUUCUAGUGAAUUGGUGGUUAAGGAGGGACCAAAUAUCUGCAAAAUCUAAAGAAGUUUAGAGCCUUCACAACCUCCCUCUCCACAAAUUGAACCGAAUUGCGAACCUUCUUUGGAUCUUCUAAAUUUGUUAGCUCAUACUUAACCUGAGAUCAAAGAACUAUGAUUGUUCCACGAUACUGCUGCAGACUGUCUCAUGAUCUCUAAGAAUAAUCAAUUUUGGAGACAGGACUAGAUAUAACCAAAAACAAAACAACUGUGACAUUUGUUUGCUACGGAGUGAAGUUUGACGAGAAACUGUUCAGCAACUACAUUCGAA
Molecule: messenger RNA, 1613 nt
Organism: Musa acuminata subsp. malaccensis (wild Malaysian banana)
Lineage: Eukaryota; Viridiplantae; Streptophyta; Magnoliopsida; Zingiberales; Musaceae
Product: probable sodium/metabolite cotransporter BASS4, chloroplastic
Cellular component (GO): chloroplast envelope
Source: RefSeq, a predicted model, not a curated record